AUGCCUGCCGACACGCGCACCCUCAACUGGUACGAGAACCGUGAUGAUACGGCGGCCAUCAAGGCCAACAACUGGAGAAUUCAGAUAGCCAAGCUCGUGGCGAUAUCGCCCAGCAGUACUCCGACAUACAACAUCGUCUGGCAGUCGAAAGGGGUUGCGCCGUCGACGGCUAUCUCGUGGAAGGUGCAGUACGCGCUGGGCUGGACAGUGGACCCCCCUGAUACCGGCAUGACGGUUCAAAUCACCGGAGAGUGGCAGCCGUGCAACCUGGACGAGUCCUACAACGUCGACGAGAAUGGCUUCUGGGUCGUGAGUGACCGGACCAAGCACCCGAAACAGGAGCUGGCACCCCUGCCGGACUGGCUCAACGUCGGCUACAUCGACUACAUGUCGGCUACAUCGGCUACUCGUACCCCGAAAUCCAAGGCAUCCACAUUCUACGAGCCCAUCUUCAUUGACCCGACCACCUUGCCGCUGGGUGCGGCGGGGCAGUACAAGCCCCAUGAGAUGACGAGCUGGUGGCUCGGGGCAGGCGACCUGACGGGCCAGGUCAUC
This is a messenger RNA of Lasiosphaeria miniovina, 555 nucleotides long. RefSeq lists its product as uncharacterized. The record is from RefSeq and is a predicted model, not a curated record. The annotation marks the transcript as partial. Lineage: Eukaryota; Fungi; Ascomycota; Sordariomycetes; Sordariales; Lasiosphaeriaceae. The transcript has 2 exons.